Molecule: messenger RNA, 1823 nt
Organism: Exaiptasia diaphana
Lineage: Eukaryota; Metazoa; Cnidaria; Anthozoa; Actiniaria; Aiptasiidae
Product: serine/threonine-protein phosphatase CPPED1
Exons: 2
Coding region: 200-1111 (303 amino acids)
Molecular function (GO): hydrolase activity
Source: RefSeq, a predicted model, not a curated record
AUGAUCUAUUGCUGGAAAUGUUCAAAAUUUCAACAACAACAACAAAAAUAAAAAAAAACAACCUUGAUGCAGACUUGGGUGAUCGUUAGUCCCAACGUAAGGCRUAAAUUUAAAGUUUUGUGAAUUGGGUUUCCUGUGUAUAUUUUGAAACAAAAGGCCUGGUUCUAUAGUUACAGCCGAGAAAACGCUAACAUCGAACAUGGCGGGAUAUGAAUCGGAAAACCGUUUCAAAAAAUCGUUCAAUAACAAAUACCCAGGGCUUACUCAAGAGACAGAGGGUAGAUGGAAAGGUCCUUUCUGUUUUAUCCAAUCGGCUGAUACACAACUUGGUCUCAUAGACUCUUGGAACGAGGUGGCAGAAGAAGAACAGACCUGGGAUAAAGAAAUUAUUUUAACAAAAAAAGCCAUCGCUGCAGCCAACAUUUUAACGCCUAAACCUCGCUUUUUCAUCGUUUGUGGAGACCUUGUAAAUGCAGUUCCCACCCAUAGGUAUAAUGAUCAGCAAGUGGCUGAUUUUAAGAAGGUUUUCCAAGAGUUAGACCCGGCGAUCCCGCUUAUUUGUGUGUGUGGGAAUCAUGAUGUCGGAGAUUCACCGACCCACAAAUCUGUACAGAAAUACAGAAGUAAUUUUGGCGAUGAUUACUUUACAUUUUGGACUGGAGGAGUCUUCUUCAUUGUCAUAAACUCGCAAUAUUUCAAAGAUGGGAGUCAAGUUGAAGACAUCACAAAGCAACAAGAAGAUUGGCUGGAUGAGCAACUACAACUGGCCAAGACAGUCAAUGCAAAACAUAUUGUUGUGUUUCAACAUAUUCCUUGGUUUUUAAAAAAUGUCGAUGAGGAGGAUGACUACUUCAACAUUAACAAGGAUGUCAGGAAAAAAAUGUUACAAAAACUCAAGAAAGCAGGGGUUAAGUAUGUGUUUGCGGGCCAUUAUCAUCGUAAUGCAGGUGGUAUUUAUGAUGGUGAUGUUGAAAUGGUUGUUACAAGUGCUAUUGGGUUACAGAUUAGUCAUGACAAAGAUUCUGGGAUGAGAAUCGUUAGUGUGUUGGAAGAUAAGAUUUCUCAUGAGUAUUACGAACUGGAUAAAGUUCCUAAAAUGAUUGAUCUGUGAAUCUACAUGAAUAUAUUAAGGGAAUGAGGUGUUUAUCUUGCUGCCACAUACAACCAAGGCACAGAUUGGAUUGGGUAACCCAUUGCAUUGGACACUACAACCCAACAUCAACUUAUACAAACUCUUGUAAGUUGACAGGAACCAAUCCAAAAAAAUGAAAUCUAUAUAUAAUUGUGUAAACAUAGUAUAUAAAAACACAUACAAAAUAUUAGACGAAUUAUCACAGAAAUAAUUAAUUAUAUUAAUGAUCAAGUUUAAAGCAGCAAAAGGUGCUUAAUUUUACCUCACAUUGGCACACCCUUAUCACUAUAUAGUAAGUUAACUCGUUUACAAACUAUUUUCAAUUUCCUCAAUCAAGACAUAGUGCAUGUUUAUAAUUGUGUUGGCAUGAUAACAUCAUAUGCUAAAAAUGAUGAAAAUGAUGUUCAUUAUCAAUUUUGUAAACUUAGUAAUCAUAUACACAUACAUGUAUAACACACAGGAGACAUUCUAUCKAAACUAUUCUAGUUCCCUUUGUUAUAUAAAAUAAUAUAUAAUAAUAAUGUCCAUCAUGUUCCAUGUUCAACUUCCUAYUGUAUGACUCAUAUAACUUGCAAAUCCUGUUGCACAAUUACAUUGUUAUUCCAGAUUAUGUGUUCAAUGGACACAAAAUUCAAAGAAAUAUUAUUCUACUUGUAACUGAAAUUAUGAAAAUAAAAUUCCUGACACCAGA